Panonychus citri (citrus red mite) is the source of this 6034-nucleotide messenger RNA. RefSeq names its product nuclear receptor subfamily 4 group A member 2-like. Gene Ontology annotation, molecular function: DNA-binding transcription factor activity, RNA polymerase II-specific; zinc ion binding; RNA polymerase II cis-regulatory region sequence-specific DNA binding. The coding region runs from base 929 to 3553 and encodes 874 amino acids. The record is from RefSeq and is a predicted model, not a curated record. The transcript is spliced from 10 exons. Gene Ontology annotation, cellular component: transcription regulator complex; nucleus. Lineage: Eukaryota; Metazoa; Arthropoda; Arachnida; Trombidiformes; Tetranychidae. Gene Ontology annotation, biological process: regulation of transcription by RNA polymerase II; cellular response to corticotropin-releasing hormone stimulus.
UGUUUCCUAUUAUAACAGAUUCUACUUUUUUUCAUUCUUAUUCCUCUUUCUACGUAAUAUCAUCAAUUUAAUCAACAUCAUCAUCAACAUGAAGAUGAGAAUGAUGAUGAUGAUGAUGUAGACUAAGAGCAUCAUAGUUUUUUGUUGUGAGUAAACUCAGUGAGUUUAUUUGAGUGAGUAAAACGAGUGAGAAACAUUGAGUUUAGUUAACAUUGGAGUCUUGUCAUUCCUCAGAAACCAUGUGAAUAUCAAACUGAACACUUGAAACCCAAAACAAUUAACCAGAAAAAGAUUUCAUUUUAUUUCUACAAUUUAAAUUAUCUGUUAAUUGUGAUCUUUUCUCAUUGUUAUCAACUUGUUGAUCUGUUAAUUUAUUUCGUGAAAGUUUAAGAAAAUUGUUACAAUUAAUCGACUUGUCUUGUUAUUUGGAGAAAUAUUGAUAAUUCCAUUGGAUUCUAGUUCUGUUUUCUUCGUUCUCUCAUCAUCAUAAUCUCAUAUUUUCUUCUCUUCUAUUCUAUUCGGUUCUAUUCUAUUCUCUUGUCUUGCCUUUUCGAAUAUUGUUCAAAUUCUCAUUCGAAAUUAAAUUAGUGACAUUCUAUUCCAGUGACAACCAUAACAUUGAACAGUGGAAAGAAUCUAUCAAAGUUCCUUUGGAUUACUAAGGAACUGAUUGGAUUUGAUUAGAAUUGUAUUUGGAUUAAAAAUCAAAUUCAUCAAGAGGAUAAUCAACAAUCGUUUUCAUCACCACAAUCUACAUCAUCAGCAACAUAAUAAUCACCAUUGAAUUAUCAUCGUCGUCAUCAAAAUCAUUUCAGUAGGAAUCAAAUAACAAUAAUAACGUACCAAUAUUUGUAACAAUAAUUUGGAUCGUGUUAAUCUGAACGGAAUCAAUUUAAUUAGACCUUUGAUUGGGUCAUGCAGUAACAAUAUGCUUUGUAUCCAUCAAAAUCAGAGCUCUUCAUUCAACGGACCAAUUUCUCACUCAUCGUCAUCAUCAUCUUCUUCUUCUUCGUCAGUAACAAAUCUUGAUUUGUUUAAUCAAUUUAAUUGCGACGAAGAUUUUCAAGACAUUAACUUGGCUGAUUUUUCAAUUGAUGUACCUUUGGACGAUUCCCUUGAUCAAAUGUUCAACAAUCAACAAUCAACAUUUGAUUCAAUUGGACUUUCAUCUGGUUACUCUACACCAAGCUCAUCAUCACUUUCAACCACAACCACCAAUAACACAACCACAACCACAACACCGACACCUACAUCAACUCCAACACCCAUUGAAUUAGCAAUACAAUUAAAUUUACAACAACAAAGAUCAUCAUCUGGUCUCAGUUUUACCGAGAACACCAAUAUCAAUAAUCAAUCAGUUAAUCUUACCGAUAGUAAUAAUAACAAUCAAUGUAGUGAGAGUAACAAUUUACUCUUAAACAAUAAUCAAGGACCUUUGAUUGGAUCAACUGAAACAUCAUUAAGCUCAACACCAACUACACCAACUUCAGCAACUUUACCAAGUUUCAUGGAGAUUUAUUCACCAAGAAAUUUUCCACCACAAUCAACAUCAUCACAAUCGUUACAACAACAACAACAAUCAGAGUCACAAUCAGGAUUAAACUCUAUCACUGAUGAUGGUUCAUCAUUUUUUAAAUUUGAUGAAAUUGGUGAUUUAAAUGAUGAAGAUACAUCAUUAUCAACAGUUUCAUUUGGAUCUGUAUCAUUACAAAAAUCUGGUCAAGCAUCAGGUUCAUUGGUUGAUUUGUCAUUUGUAAAACAGGAAGAUAUUGAUAAUGAUAUUGAUUCAAUACCAUUAUCAAUACAAACAAUGCUUGAACAACAGCAACAAUUACAACAUGAGCAUCUUAAUCAGCAACAAUUACAGUUUAGUCGUUCUUCACAUCACCAUAAUGUUACCUACCCAAGGACUUCAAGUGUUGCCUCUAGUCCAGGCUAUAUCUCUCUAUCAGCAAGAUCAACACCAAAUCCUGAUCAUUAUCAGCAACAAAACUAUCAACAAACUCCUCAACAGCAAUAUCACCAUCAAGCACAUCAUAACCAACAAAUUCAAUAUAAUCAAGUACAACAACAGUUAACACAAAUGUCACCCAUACCAAGAUCAUCAUAUCGCCCCAUUGGAUCACCAAUAAUACCAAAUAUCAUAAGUUCAGGGUCUAAUCACCCAUCAGGACCAAUUGAACAUUCAAUGAGAUCUCAGAUGAACAUUUCGAGGUCAUCAUUUUCAUCUAUAAGUGGCUCACCUAAUAUCUUUAGUUCAAAUAGCAAUAUCCUUGGUUAUUCGUCAAGAACUAGUUCUAAUCGGUCUUCUCCGACCGAUUUAAUUCAAAUUUCUGGUUCCAAAUGUUCAAAAGCAUCAACAUCAACUGGUAAAGAAACUUUAUCAACCUUCAAUUCAUCCUCAUCACUUUCAUCAACUCCAAUAACAAUAACACCAAGCGGAGCAUCAUCACCAGCAUCAAUUGGUCAUCAUCAUCAUCAUCAGCACCAGUCUCACCAUCAAGAGCAACAACAACAACAACAACAACAACAAUUGAAUACAUUGUGUGCAGUUUGUGGUGACAAUGCUGCUUGUCAACAUUAUGGUGUGAGAACCUGUGAAGGUUGUAAAGGAUUCUUUAAGAGAACUGUUCAAAAAGGCUCGAAAUAUGUUUGUUUAGGCUCUAAGGAUUGUCCAGUUGACAAGCGUCGACGAAAUCGAUGUCAAUUUUGUCGAUUUCAAAAGUGUUUAGCCGUCGGAAUGGUAAAAGAAGUGGUACGAACUGAUAAUCUAAAAGGUCGUCGAGGUAGAUUACCAUCUAAACCAAAGUCUCCACAAGAAUCACCACCAUCACCUCCGAUUAGUACAAUUACAGCUUUGGUUCGAGCUCAUGUAGACACUUGUCCUGAUAUUUCAAAUCUCGAUCUAAGUCAAUAUUGCGAGAUUAAUGAAUCAGAUACAUUCAAUUCAAAUCCAGUGUCUCGUCAACAAUUUGUUAAUCUUUUGAUGUCAUCAAUGAAUAUUAUGAAAAACUUUUCCGAUAAAGUUCCGGGUUUCAAUGAUCUAGAGAAACAUGAUCAAGAACUAUUAUUAAAUUCAGCUUGUCUUGAGAUGAUAACUCUUCGUAUGGCCCAUCAAAAUAAACCAGGAUCCAAGAAGAUUAUUUUACCCAAUGGUGUUGUGCUUCAUCGUAAUCAAGUUAAAUUACUUUUCGGUUCUUGGUUUAACAAUCUAGAAAUGUUUUCAUCUCGAUUUGCUCAAAUAGAUAUCGACAUAUCAGCAUUUGCUUGUCUCUUAGGCCUCUCGUUAAUCACAGUUCGUCAUGGACUCGUUGAUCCAAUUCGAGUUGAAGGUUUACAAAUGAAAAUCAUUGAAUCUCUCCGAGAUCAUGUUACUUAUAAUGCUGAAGCCCAAAAGAAAUCACAUUAUUUUUCAUCAAUUUUAUCUAAAUUACCUGAUUUACGAUCACUAUCAAUGGAUGGAUUAACUCAUUUACAUGAAAUUAAAUUGGAAUCCAUAGUCACUAUUCCGGAAUCAAUAUCAAGACUACUGAACAAUACACUUUACUUUUAAUCAAUAAUUCAAACUGUCACUCGACAAAAAAAAGUUCAAAGAUACAAAACUACACAAAAAAACUUGAAAAAAAAUCUCAACUUCGAUUCAAAAAAAGUCCUAGUAAAUAGCCUCGAAGUCGGAAGCAAUCGUUGUCCCUCUCAAUCUCGUCAAUAAUCAAGUUACAAGCAAAUUGGAAGGAAAUCACUAAUUACGUUUAAUUAACCACAAACUACCUCCUUAAAUGAUUACAAUUCAUUGUGAUAGAUACUUAUUUAUUCAAAUUGUCCCUUUCUCCUUUAACCCAACCAUUUAUCUCCUUAACUUAUUAAUAAACAUGAAGAGAAAACUUCUCAAUUUCAAUUUGAUUAUCACUCUGGUCAAUUUAAAACAAUUGUUAAUUUAUCAAAUCAUGUUCCAAAUUAAUUCUAUAAAAGAUGACACAAUCACCUUUCGUAUAUUUGUAUUACCAUUGUUAAUCAACUUUAAAUAACUUCUUUUCUCCAAUCAGCCAAUUGUAAAUGUUAAUCCAAUUCCUCUAAUCUUAUUAAUCCCUUUUCUCAAAAUCACCUUUACAAUUAUUGUUAUUUUCACUCACACACAAACCUGUUAAUCUGUUUUCUUGUUGUCAUAUUUAAUCAUAUUCAAUGUGACACAACUAAAUGAAUCUAUUUUUUGUAAAACAAAUGAAAAAAAAAACUUAACAAAAAUAAACAAAUAACUUUUUUUUUAUACUAAAAUUAGAACAAUUAAAUUAAAUUAAAAUCGUUUCCUUUUAGUUACUAUUUUCGCCGAUAGAUGGAGGCAGCGUCAUGGAAUCAGAUGUUAAAUAAAAUUUUCAUUUUCUGUUUUGAUUUUAAUUGUGUUUGUUGAUUGUUUGGGUUAAUUUUGUUUCUUUUGUUUUAAUUGUUUUUUUUUCUCUAUUUGUUAAUAGGUUUCUCUGUUGGUUUGUUAAUUGUUGGCACAAUUGUUUUCUAUUUUAAUGGCUGAGAAAUUAGAUGAAGAUGUAAUUAAAUGGAGAGCAGAGAGACGAGCUAAUUAUCCAUCGGUGAUUAAAAAAAGUGACGAUGAAGCGAAAAGUAAAUCAAACGAUGAUAAAAACACUGUUGAGGAUAAAUCAAUUAAAAAGGAAAAACCUGUUAAACAAUUUAAAAAUUAUAAACAAUUAACUUUACACGAGAAAAUGUUCCUAACUGAUGUUAAUCAACAAGAAGAACGAUUAAUUCAAUGUUUACAAAUUCUUCAUGGAUCAUUUUAGAAAAAUUGUCAUUUUCUUUUUCUUUUUCAUCAUUUUUUUCUCUUCUCUUCUUUUCUUCAUCUUCAUCUUUUCUUUUCAUUUAAUUGUUCUACAAUUAAAAGAAAACCGUGUACUAAUCAAUGUGAUAUUAAAUCAUUUAAUUUACUGUUAAUUGAAUCAAUUUCAAUGAAAAAAACAAAGGGAUGAGAAAGUCAAUCUGGUUUUUCACUUUUCUCUCUCCACCUUCAACUUUUUUUUUACUAUCAACAAACAAUCAUAAUUAUAUAACAAUGAGAUGAACAAAACAAACCUUUUCUUUUGUCAUCAUCAUCUCUCUCAUCAUCCUCAUCAUUUUCUAAACAUUAAAUUUAAUUCUCCAACUAUAAUCGUUGGAAUCACUUUCUCUUCCAGUGACAACUUUUCCAACUCUCAUGGUGACAUUUUCAUCAAUUCUUCAAUUAUUUACCUUAUCUGUCAUCUUAAUUGUUCUUCAUCACCAACAACAACAGCAAUUAAUUCAUUUCGUGGUCUCCUGAUUGUGUGUGGAUCUUUUCUGAUUACCUGUUUAAUUUGAUUGAAUUCUUUGGGAAACCUUAUCAAUCAGGACCAAUUUCCCUUCCUCUUAAAUGACAAACCCAAAAUUCAACAGUUUUAAUCAUCACUGUAAUUGUACAACUUCUUGAUUACCUUAAUCAUUUCUGGUCUUCUAUUGAUUUACAACAUUUCCUCAUAUUCUAUUGUUAAUUAAUUCGCCAUCUUCCCGAAAUUUCCAUAUGAUUUACUAAUCAUAAUCACCUUACAAUCUAAUGUAUUAAUAACUUUCGUAGGUAAGUUGGUUAACUUGUUGGUUUCUCAGUUGGGUUAACAUCAUAAGCCCGCUUUCCAUCAGCAACAACAUCUCCAAAUCUACUCUUUGUUUCCUCUAUAAUAAUUUUCCUUUUUAUUGUUAUUCUAAAUUGUAAUUUAAAUUGUACAAUUUACUCAUACAAGUGCUGUUUAAAUGACUUGUCAUCAACUAAUUGUCACUAAUUAACCAUUUUAAAAGAAAAGGUUGUUACUAUUGGAGGUGUUUUCUGGUUAUUCUCUUGUUUAUAUUUUCUUCUUCACCCUUGGAAAAAAAAGGAAAAUGAUGGAGAGAAAACGCUGGCCUAGCACAAUUAAAUAAUUCUAUUCUAUAUUGUAAACCAGUUGGAAAAGUGAUCGAUUGAUUUGGAGACAUUUUCCUAUUCAAAGUGAAUCAAAGGAUCGUCGAUCAAGAAGUAAAG